Molecule: messenger RNA, 3978 nt
Organism: Myotis brandtii (Brandt's bat)
Lineage: Eukaryota; Metazoa; Chordata; Mammalia; Chiroptera; Vespertilionidae
Gene: CEP68
Product: centrosomal protein 68kDa
Exons: 7
Coding region: 142-2430 (762 amino acids)
Source: RefSeq, a predicted model, not a curated record
CUGCUGACAGGGGCGUUUCAACAACAGAUCUGCAGCUGGGCUGGCACAAGCCAGGCCUCUUACCCAGUGGGGCUGGGCUGAAGGGACAGGGACGAAAAGGCAGCUGAAGGCUUCAGAGAACCCGGACCUAGGGACGCAUCAAUGGCCCUGGGAGAAGAAAAGGCAGAGGUGGAGGCAUCCCUGGACACAAAGGCCCCGUCCUGUGGGCGGUGGAGCUGCAGAGAGCAGGAGGCGGACACCCCGGGGCCUGUGAGUGGGGAGCAGCCACCACGCCUGGAAGCUGAGGGAGGGCCUGCCUCCCCUGUGUGGGGGACAGAGGGCCUACCUGCCCCUCUCUGCUGCCCCUCUGGAGCCUGCCAGUCACAGGCCAGCAACACCAGCAGGGAGCCAGUGGCUGGUGCAUCUCAGCCUGCUCUCAGUUGCCUGCUUCCUCCUGCCAGUGUGGGGACAGAUCUGCAUUCUGUGGGAAGCCAGGUAGCUACUAAGAUGGAGGACACCAGGCUUUCUGCCUCAGAGGAGCUACCUCAGGCUACAACCGUUCCCAGAGCCACAGCCCUUUGCUCAGGACAUGAUGCUGAUACCGAAGAUGACCCAUCCCCCCUGGAGUCACCGCGGGUGCUGGCCCUCAGCCAACAGCCUCACAUCUCAGGUUUCCCUUUCUCGUCAAAGUGGAGGUCCACGGUGAGCCCAGGUGCCACUGCUCCUCCGUUUCCCAGCUGCAGAGUGUCUGCCUCAUCCCCUGGCAGCAGUUCCCAAGGACACCAAGAGAAGGCGGAGCCUCAGAGUUGCUCCCUUGCCAAGGUCUCUUCCCUGGAGCUGGUUGGCCCCCAGUCGGCCCCCUCCAUGGUGGGACCAGGGCCUCAGCUCCAGUGGUCUCCACAGCCUGUGUCCUCUGGGGGUGAUGGUCCUGGGCUGCGCAGGAGGCAUCUAUCCUUCCAAGCCGAGUACUGGGCCUGCGUGCUGCCAGAUUCCCUGCCGCCUUCCCCUGACCGCCGCUCCCCCCUGUGGAACCCAAAUAAAGAGUAUGAAGACCUGCUGGACUAUACUUACCCACUUAGGCCCAGGCCUCGGCUCCCAAGGCAUCUGGAAAGCUGCGUGCUGGCUGAUCCUGUCCUGCAGGACUCAGGUGUAGACCUGGAUAGCUUUUCUGUCUCCCCAGCAAGCACUCUAAAGUCACCCACUAAUGUCUCCCGCAGUUGCCCACCAGCGGAUGCCAGUGCCCUGCCAUUCUCUGGGCCCAGAGAACCAAGCUUUAAACGGUGGCACUCUGGAGUACCCCAGGAGCAGGGCAGCGUGGGGCUGGCAUCUUGUAGCCAGCUCACAUCUACUCCCAGAGCUGCAGGCAGCAAGGAUACUACUUGGGAAAGGAGAGACCCAGCCCUGAGGGGUAUGAAGGACUGGCGGACCGCGGGCAAGCACCUCGAGGUGGGCCCUCCCCAACUGAGGACAUGGGACAGAGGAUGGCCCUCAUCCGGGCCAGAAAGAGAGAAGGGGGCUGGCCAAGGUGUCCAGCGCCCUGCCUGCAUGGAGUCUGGAUGGAAACCAGAAGAGGACUUAGAAAGUGACGACGAGUAUCUUGCCCUGCCCACUCGGCUGACACAGGUUUCUAGCUUGGUUUCGUAUCUAGGUUCUGUUCCCACUUUGGUGACCCUGCCCACCAGAGCUGCUGAAGGGCAGAGCUCCCUGGAUGUGUCGAACAGUGAUGGGCCCACUUCCUUCCCAUCAGAUUCCAGCCAAAGCCAGCUUCCCUCUGGGGCUGUCCCCAGAGGACCUGGGGCUCUUGAGGAGCAGAACCACUGUUUGCUCCGCUCCUUUCUCCAUGCAAGGGACUCUGCAGGGGACGGCAGUCUGGUGAGCAGCCAGGCACUGGGGGUCUCCUGUGGACCUCUGAGAACAUGCUCCUCCUUACCAGUUAUUUUGGACCAGCAGACAUUCUUGGACCCAGACCGCAAAGGGCAGCCUCCCAGGAGAGGAAGAGAGCAGGGAAAAGAAUCACUCAUGCACUGUGUGAAGACAUUUUGCUGUCAGCUAGACGAGCUGAUCCACUGGCUGUAUAACAUAGCAGAUGUUACCGACCACUUGACUCCACCCAAGUCCAGCCUUACGAGUCUCAAGUCUUCUCUGCAGCUUUACCGGCAAUUUAAGAAAGACAUAGAUGAACACCAGUCCCUGGCGGAGAAUGUCUUAGAGGAAGGGGAGAUUCUUCUUCAGUGCCUGUUGGAUAACACCCCAGUGUUAAAGGAUGUCCUCAGGAGGAUCUCAAAGCAGCCCAGCGAGCUGGAGAGCCACGCAGAUCACCUGUAUGACACAAUCUUAGCCUCUGUGGACAUGCUGGCUGGUUGCACCCUCAUCCCUGAUGACACACCAGUGGCACACAGUAGUGCUGAUGUGUCUGGGAUGAGCCUGGCAUCUUCUCAGGCAGAGAUGUAAUCUGUCUCCCCAAACCUGGCUGGUGGGAAACUUUCAGGAAGAAAGUAAGAGCCAUUUAACACUGAUAAUCAAGGGGGAAACUUAAAGCUAAUGUACUAGCUUUAAAAUGCCUUUCUCUUCCCUGAAAUAAGGGGCUAUUGAAUUACUAUUUUCAUUUAAAACGAAUACUUCCAAACUAAAGUGUUCCUUUGGUGCUUCUCUGCAAAGAGCAUGAGGCUUUGCAGUCUUUUGAUAAAAUAAUGUUAAUAGUCUUAUACGUCUUUCUUCCCUUCUGCCCAGUUAAAAAGAGCAGACAGAGCUCCUAAACUAGUCCAUGCACUGAGAUCAUGUAAAGAAGGCUGGUAUGAGAAAUAAGGUACCAAAUACUCAGUACUCUCAGGCAUACAAGAGGACUCGAGUGAUUGGUUGGUUGGUCAGGAACUUGGGUCUUUUCAUAAAAAUGAAGCUUAGGUUUGUAAGUCCCAUUUAGAAGACUUUAGAAGAGACUUUAACUCUCUAAAUUCAUAGAAGAUUCCUCUACAAAUUAGGGGAUUAGACCUUUUGUCAUCUUCAGGGCUUAGGGGUCCAUCUGCCUCCCUAACUAAUAUCUUAAAGGACAGUGUGUUGGGGACAUUGGGAAUUGCCAUUGAGCUACAGCAAGACUGUGGACUAAUGAGCCAUCUUAAGGGUACCUCGAGGAGGAUGCUCCCCUCCAUUCCUACUCUCCUGUGGAAGAGUAGUAGUCCACGGUCAGGGAAGGGAAGGGCAUGGAUAGGAUCAUACAGCCUAGUUAGCUACAGAAACUAAGGCUGUAAAUAGUGAAGGGCAAAAAGGAAUUUUUUGUUGCUUGGGAGUUGACGUGUAAGUACCUUGAUAGAAUUAAAUCUACAGAUCAACCAUUUAAAACAUAGAUUCUGUAGCUCUUAAAGCAAAGCAGUCAUCCAUUGCCGGUAACCACAGAUAAUGCAAAAACAAAAAUCAGUUCGUUUCUAUUGGGCUAUGAAUUAACAUGGAAUGAGAAAAGCACAUUUCCCCCCAUGUAAGCUUAGUAUUAUAGUGGGCUAAGAUUUAAGGAAAGGGUUCUUCAUACUUAAAUAUAUGAGAUAAGCACUUAAAGAUCUUUUUUCAAACUCCUUCCAGAUUCUCAUUUCAGGAAGGUGCUUUAAAAAGGAAGAUCUUUUAAGUUUGUAAAGAAUGAACAAGUCACCUUGAAUCAAAAGAAGAUGAUGAUGGAACAAUUACUCUCACAAGCAAACUUACGAUACCCCUCAGAACAAAACAUUUAAUACCAAAUUACUUUCUUUAAAGGAAAUUUAGGACUUUAGUUUUGGGGGCUGAGCCACAUAAUCUUUAACGCCAUCUCACCCACAUCCAUAUGAACUAAAGUCCUAUUAUAAAUGUAACUUUUUCUGCUUUAAAAUUUCAGACUGCAUAGUCACUGGGAAAUAUAAAAUUUCAAUAGUAGCUAUAUAAAAUUCAGUAUUUCAAGUGCCUGCUGCUACUGUGGUAUGAUUUACCAUAAUGCUUAGUUUAAGGGCAUGAUCAGAAUUAAACUAUGUAUGAAGAUUC